CUCGGACCAGCCCGGUGAGAAAGAUGUGAGACUAAACAUUUCCCGGUACUAACUGUUGUAGACACAGUCUAACACACACGCUUUACCAGUAUCUGAAGUCUUCAGACUUUGUUCUAGUCUCUAAUUUGAAGUAGAGGAAUGCGAAGAUUAUGUCAGUGAGAGGCAGGUACUGCGACUAGCGCUAAUUACUCUCUCUCUCUCUUUCUCUCUCUCUCUCUCUCUCUCUCUCGCUCUCUCUCUCGCUCUCUACUCCCUCCUCCUUGCCAGUGAGAGAAGCUGGGGAAGGACAAUCACCAGAGACGGAGAAGUGAAACAGUUUAAGACAGAAACCAAAAGAGAAAAAAAAGAAACUUCAAGAGUUUUUUUAUCCCUCUGGAGUGUCAAACCCUGUGAUAACUGACACGAUAAGGGUUGAAAUACAGAGAGACGGAGAUGAAAGUGACUGAUCUCCGGUGCCUUUGAUUGGUUUGAUUCAUGCAACGUAAAGAUUGUCUUUGACAGCUACUGAAGACUGCAGACUCCAAUCCUGAUUGGAUGCUUAUUUCAGAAUGACAGCAGAAGACUCCGCCUCUGCCGUUGCAAUGAGUAACCCUAGCCCUUCCUCAACUUCCAUUGACCCCUCUGGAUAUCCUCAGCCUCAAAGCGCUGUCCCGGAGGGCGUGGCCGGGGCCCCCAAUGAAGCUGCACUUUUGACCUUGAUGGAGCGGACCGGCUACGGAAUGGUCCAAGAAAACGGACAGCGCAAAUAUGGCCCGCCCCCUGGCUGGCAAGCCCAAUCCCCACCACGUGGCUGUGAAAUAUUUGUGGGUAAAAUCCCACGUGACGUUUAUGAAGACGAGCUGGUGCCAGCAUUUGAGUCUGUUGGACGGAUCUAUGAGAUGCGUCUAAUGAUGGACUUUGAUGGAAAGAACCGUGGCUACGCGUUCGUCAUGUACACGCAGAAGCACGAAGCUAAGCGAGCUGUUCGCGAACUCAAUAACUAUGAAAUCCGUCCAGGAAGGUUGCUUGGGGUUUGCUCUAGUGUAGAUAACUGCCGACUCUUCAUUGGUGGAAUCCCAAAGACGAAGAAACGAGAGGAGAUCCUGGAGGAGGUUUCCAAGGUGACGGAAGGGGUGUUGGAUGUGAUCGUGUAUGCUAGCGCGGCGGACAAGAUGAAGAAUCGUGGAUUUGCCUUUGUAGAGUACGAGUCGCACCGUGCUGCUGCUAUGGCCAGAAGAAAGCUCAUGCCAGGACGAAUUCAGCUCUGGGGGCACCAGAUUGCAGUUGAUUGGGCAGAACCUGAGAUUGACGUAGACGAGGACGUCAUGGAAACAGUAAAGAUCCUAUAUGUACGGAACCUGAUGAUAGAGACCAGCGAGGAGGCUCUGCGGCAGACCUUCAGCCAAUACAACCCUGGUUGCGUAGAACGUGUCAAAAAAAUUCGAGACUACGCCUUUGUUCACUUUGCCAGUCGGGAUGAUGCCGUGGUUGCCAUGGACAACCUUAAUGGCACGGAGAUCGAAGGCUCCCGGAUCGAAGUGACCCUGGCCAAGCCUGUAGAUAAGGAGCAGUACACUCGCUAUCAGAAGGCGUCGAAAGGGUCGGUGGCCGUGACAACUGUCGAAAGCCCCCAACAGCAACAAAGUUAUGUCUAUCAGUGUGACCCGUACACGUUAGCCUACUAUAGUUAUCCAUACAACACACUCAUUGGACCCAACCGAGAAUACUUCAUCAAAGCAGGUACUGUUAGAGGCCGCGGUCGUGCCGGGGCUGGUAACAGGGGCCCAGGGCCUCGCGGCUCCUACCUUGGUGGCUAUUCAGCUGGCCGAGGAAUUUACAGCCGCUACCAUGACGGGAAAGGCAAACUGCUGGACAAACCUUACGAGCUCAUGACCAAUCUAGAGCUGGCAGCUGUGAACCAAGUGGGCAUCAAGCCUGGCACAAUGGGACUUCAAGCUCUCGGUGGGCAAUACCCUGCCAUGUAUUCUACUGCUCCAGCGUCUAAAUUAAUGGAGGAGGGGAAGAUGCAUGCUGUGGAGCACAUUUUAAAUCCUCUGGCCCUCCAGCAUGACCCCGCCACGGCCCACGCCACUGCUGCUGGCAUACCUACUGUCUCCACACCUCCUCCUUUCCAGGGUCGUCCUAUAACUCCAGUCUAUCCCAUGCAUCAUAACGUCCAGAGGAUCCCAGCCACUGCCGCCGGUCUGUACGGGGCCGGAUACAUGCCAAUAGCUGCCAACUCUGCAACUCUGCAAGCGUUGCAGAAGAACGCUCUGGCAGCCUACGGAGGAUACGCCGGGUACGUGCAUCAUGCCUUCCCCACUGCGGCCACCUUCCAGAUGCCUAUUCACGACAUAUACCAGACCUACUGAGACAGCCGCAGCAUCAGUCGAACACACACACCACAUCAGCACAGACCAUUAGACGUUCACGCUUCAUCGAUGAGCCCCGCCGGCUAAUCGAAUCACGCAGAGCAAAAUUGACACACUCACAACCUAACUAAUUGAUUCGGACUCGCGCAGCUCCCUGGCAGACUUUAAGGUUCCUUGGGGGGAGCAUGGAUGUAAAUUUCAGUGCUCAGUGAUUUUCAGAUUCGUCCGCUAAAUUUACUUCAAGCCACUGACCUGUGCUCGCAGACUCCGUGACAUUCGUCCAACUCUGGCCUACAUUUAGUAAUCCAGACACAUGACGCUGGAAUUCUAAUCUACUGAUUUGAACCAAAACUACUAAUGCUAGAUGCUACUGAUCAGCUUAUCAAGACGCCUGAAUCCAUUUUCAUCUCCGACUGAGGGACUUUAAUCCCUUUGUGUUAUACAUGUUCGUGGACUCGGAUUCCCGCAAUGUGACAAGAGCUCCACCCAUUUUUUUCCAAGUCCAGCCAUCAUUUGCCGUUGGCCAGAUUCGCUCUGAAUCAUAAGCCAUGACCCGAAUGAACGACAACUCAAUUUUCUCCUCUCACACAUUCCUUAUUCCAAGCAGUUUGACAACGUGUUGUUUUAUUGUGUGUUUUUAACAACCCUGCUUCUUAGUCGAUCAUCACUGUGUACUUGAUAAAGCGGAACUGACCCAAAAGUGAUAUGUUAGAUGAAGAAAUCACUCGUAGAUUCACACCUGCUGACAUAUCAUUGUCUUCCCCACACACUCCAGCUGAAGAUGGCCGCCGUACAGCAAACACUCCUUUACUUGAGGAGAAUACUGAAGGAACGUUGUGGUAUUUUUGGAGUUUGAAAAAGUGUAUUUAAUACCACUCAUUUAUUGCCUUUGUUGCGAUUUUAUUUUGUGAAGAUAGACAGAAAACAAUACUGUAAAAAGAACAAAAAUAAAAGUUUUGAACUGCUGAGCAGGAUUUUCAACAACCACAGAAGUAAAACGUUUAAAAGUGUUUCAAGAAAAUGUUUAUGUAUUUUGAGUUUAUAACAUAUUUGCGUUAAGUGUGUUGCGAUCUUCCGUCCAUCGGAUUUCCUACCUGUUGUGACUAACACCUGCUUCAUUUUAUCUCCAUCACAGUUUCACGGCAUGUUUUGCUCGUGCUUUAUAUAGAUUGUUUUGAAGAUUUAGCCUAGUUGGUUUUAUUAGUUGUUUUUAGUGUUGUGAGGACUUUUCUAAGCGAAGACACGGACCUGUAAUGACUUAAAGCGAUGAAAAUUCUGUCAUCAUUUACUCACCCUCUUGUCAUUUCAAACAUGUGUGAAUUUCCUUUUUCAGCAGAACACAUUCGAUAUUGUGAAAAAAGAUAAUAACCAAACAGCAGUGCACCCAUUCACUUCUAUUGUACGGACACAAACCAAGUAGGCCCAAAUGUGUUCCGAUUAACAACAUUCUUCAAAAUAUCUUUUUUUUGUGUUCUGCGGGAGAAAGAAAAUUAUACAGUUAUGAAAUGAUAAGAGGGUGAGUAAAUGAUGACCGAAUUUUGGGAUGAACUAUCACUUUAAAGACUAAUGACUAAAAGCAACCAUUAGUAAAGCAACACCCUCAAGUUUGCAUGCAUUCUACACGGGUACAUUGAUUUUAAUCGUUCAGUUCAGAGAAUGUUUGAAGAAAUUGGCAACACUUUCCAAUAAGGUUGUACCUGUUAACAUUAGUUAAUGCAUUAGCUCACAAUGAAUAAUUAUACAACAUUUAUUCAUCGUAGUUCGUGUUUAUUUCAGCAUUUACUUAAACAUUAGUUAAUCCACCAUGAACUAACAUGAACAAUUGUAUUGGCAUUAACUAAUAUUAACAAACAUUAAUAAUAAAUUGCUAGUUCAUGUUAGUCAAGGCAUUUCUUUUAACUAAUGUUAACAAAUGCAACCUUAUUUAUUGAAGCUUUUAAUUAAAGAAACCAAGAAUAAAAGCAUAGGGUAGUUUAUUGAUUACCAUUGGUUGUAUUUGUUGGUUAUUAGUUAAAGACUGAACUGUGCAUAAUGCAGAACUAACUGCAGUUUUUCACAUAACAACGGACUCAAUAAAGUUAACAAUGUAUAUUGAUGUGGUCUUGAAUUCAAGCCAAGUCGACACCAUAAAAGUCUUCAGUGCUCUACUUCCAAUAAAAAUAAAGUACAGCUGCCCUACGUUCUCCUAAAGUUGACUGUACUGCUGUGCACUUAAACAUUUUUGGGGAGUUAGAAGUUUUCUUUUUUGCUGUGUAUGAAUGUGUCUUGUCUGUGUGUGUAAUAAGUGACGAGUAGGCACUUUGGUCUUUUUAGGAGUAUUUCAAGACUCCAUUAACUGGAUUAAACUGGACCAAACUAAAAGCAGGGAGCCUUUCGUAAACUGUAUAUCCUCCUUAAAAUUGCUGUAUGUCACCACAAAGCCUUCUGAAGAGCUCGACACAUGGGUGCCUUUAUUCAGAUCGCUGUCUGACAAGUGACAUCUUAAACACUGUUUUACCACGAUGCCUCUCCUCUCUCAUCAUUUAUGAAGUUUUUUUCGUGUGUGUUAUAUCUUAUUGUUUCGGGGGCUCUGAGUGUUAGUUUUGCUGCUUUAUGUUUUGUUUUUCUUUAAUGUGUUAAGAACAGAGAUAUUAAGUAUAGCCUGUGUUUAGAAGAGACUGAGUUUAAAUUUGAUGGGGAAAGCACAAGAUGUACAACCAAACAACGAGUGACAAUCCAGAGUUCACAGUCUACGCAAUACACACCAUCUAAGCUAAUAGCUACACAGAUUUUCACACACAGUCAUUGAGGAUAAUGUUACUCAAUCACUCCAUAUGUGUUUGUCGUGGCAGGACUGUGUGUUGGUCAGAAAAGUGAACAUCCCCAGUAGUCGUGUUACUCUUUCUACUAAAAUCUUUUAUUAUGAGUAAACAGUCAGGAUAUAUUUAAUAUAUACAGUACAUUGUUUUUUGUUUAUGAAGUAAGAGGAAAUGCUAUAAUAUAUUUUUAAGAAGACUUUUUCCAUCUCUUUAUAUGUGCUGGUUUAAAGAGUUUAACAACAACAGCAAAACCAUGUUUUUUGUAUUUGCCAAAGUUUUCAAUGAGAUGUGAACUACUGCAAGAGUAUAUUGUGUGUGUUUAGAAAUACACAAGUGAAUACUUGUGAACCCAAAUUGAUGAUGCAUUUAUUGGCAGAAUUUGCUUUCUUUUGCUAUCAUUUCGUAAACACUACAUGUGUAGCGUUUCCCCCAUUGUUGUUACUAAAAAACAACUGAACAAGACAAAACGUGACCUCGGGAGAGGACAUUUAGAUCGUCGAAUAUUAUUGCCAAAAUAUCUUUCCUUUCUUAGAUCUACUUAGAACUGUUUUCUAUCUUGUUGUUUAAAGCUUUUUUGGCAUUGUUGUAUUUAUAGUGGUAGUUUAAUAAAGCAUUUUCAAAAAGGAAA
This is a messenger RNA of Triplophysa dalaica, 5777 nucleotides long. It is a transcript of the gene rbm47, whose product is annotated as RNA binding motif protein 47. The record is from RefSeq and is a predicted model, not a curated record. The transcript is spliced from 7 exons. Gene Ontology annotation, molecular function: mRNA binding. The coding region runs from base 549 to 2351 and encodes 600 amino acids. Lineage: Eukaryota; Metazoa; Chordata; Actinopteri; Cypriniformes; Nemacheilidae. Gene Ontology annotation, cellular component: nucleus.